AUGUCAUGGAUUUACCGAGGUGCCCAUUUGCGUCCAGCAUUGUACGUAGAGGUUGCAGAUGAACCUGUUCAAGAUGUUGGGGAAGGAACUACUAGUGGUCAGUAUGAUGGUGCAGGGAGUAGUGGUGUUGGUGGUACCAAUGAAGAUGACGAUGACACAGAAGAUGACGUACAUGGGAACAGUGACGAGGAGUAUGUGCCGUCCGAUGAGUCUGAUGAUGAUUACAGUGACCAUGACGCAUCUUCAGUAGUAAUUUCUAUUUUGACGACAUCAGUGACAUGGACAAGUCUGAACUGGAUGAGUAUUCUGAUGGGAUCACAAUGUGGGACGACUAACAAGUUGUUUCAGGAAAACAUAGAUGAAAUUGACAAAUGCCAUUCACCCCUCGCGACGAAUCCCAUGAAACGGUAUGAGGAUUACCGUAUACAUCAGAUGGGUCACGAGGUUACCAGAUUUAGCAAGAGGAAUCAGAAGUACCAAGUGGUCACGUACUCACCACCUGAUCGGCCAUGGAAGGGUGGAAAUAUCCAUGAGGGUAUGGAGACGGGAUCAUCAUCGUCUUCGCAGUCUAGACAAUAUGACCUCCAGCAGGGUCCUAUAGAUAAGAGUUUAUUGGUCUUUAAUGAUGAUCAUAGGUGGAACCGUCCUAGAAAAGUGGGAGACAUCACACGAUUUAAUCUAACCGCCUAUCGAGACCAGCUUGCGGUUUUGCAAGAACAUAAUUUUGUUUGGAUGCCGUAUUCUCCUGCUAUUCUAGCAGACAUUGAUCCAUCUUGCUCUGCCGGCUCCGCCAUAUGGAUGUCCCAGACUUGGCUGCUUUAUUUUGAUAUCCGAGAGCCACACAUCCCAGGCAGGGUGUUGCGCCAGUUCAGCUUCUUGCAGCGGGUGCCUGACAACACUUUCAUCAUGGAGAAAAAAGAAAUAGAAAAGUUGCAUAAGGAGACGCGUGGUAAGAAAUGUCGAGAUGACGUCAUACAGAGGUGGGAGAAUCGACACAACACCCUUGCAGGUCUUCAGACGGAUAUGACUCUUGAACCCCAGGCAGCACUGGAAUAUCUAGUGUGGUAUCAAAAUCACACUGUCACUUUGGUCAACAAUCCAUCAGACUAUCGUCGGCCCUGUGGUUUUCGGGGAUCUACCGAGUCACUACAUAUAAUGACAUCUGUUUGGGCUGAUAGUGAGAACCCAAGCCAAGAUUUUGCUCCAGCUGACCCAACCCAGGAGUAUAUCCCACCUAGGCCUCCCAGGACUGACCGAGGCGGCUUCCAGUUAGGGAGUGUGAGAAUGAGAAAACCUGUGGCCACCCAGAAUACCGGCGGGCAAUCUUCUACCCCCCAUGUGUCUCCUUACCGUCCAGCAUCUCCAAACCACCAUCCCUCUCCUCCUUUUGAGCAAAUGCAUUUUGAUUCAGAUUUUAUUAAUCUAGAUCCUAAUGCUGGGGGUUUCUUUGAGACUAGUUACGAGGGUGGUCAUCAUAGUCAGCAUCUAGGUGGUGACGAUAUCCAUCAUGAUCGGGAAGAUGAUAAAGAUCAUGAGGAUAUUGGGGAUCGGGAGCAUGAUGAUGAUGCGAUGAUCUUGAGCAUUCCUCUCAUGAUCAUUAUGAGGCGCGAUCGGGACGGGGCCCAGUGA
Molecule: messenger RNA, 1629 nt
Organism: Oldenlandia corymbosa var. corymbosa
Lineage: Eukaryota; Viridiplantae; Streptophyta; Magnoliopsida; Gentianales; Rubiaceae
Source: the annotation of a GenBank genome assembly